This is a messenger RNA of Juglans microcarpa x Juglans regia, 1661 nucleotides long. Its product is annotated as UDP-glycosyltransferase 89A2. The transcript has a single exon. NCBI's taxonomy places the organism in Eukaryota, Viridiplantae, Streptophyta, Magnoliopsida, Fagales, Juglandaceae. Gene Ontology annotation, molecular function: UDP-glycosyltransferase activity. Bases 146 to 1648 code for a protein of 500 amino acids. The record is from RefSeq and is a predicted model, not a curated record.
UCGACACUGUUGUGACAUUAACGAGGACGCUUAUUCUUGAGAGCGUGUGGCGUUCUAUGAUUCUAUGAUCUAUCGAAGACUUCAGUGGUCAAUAGCGGGUGUGGGUGUGUAGCCACCCACUUGACUUGAGCUGCGACCUUCACAGAUGAUAAGUGCAGAACCCAUCUCUCUCUCUCUCUCUCUCUCUCUCUCUCGUGCAGUCUACAUACCGACAGACACCAUGUCUGCAGCGACCUCCGAAGACACUCCUAGUCCAAGCAGUUCCAAGGUGCACAUUCUGGUCUUUCCUUACCCAGCCCAAGGCCACAUGCUCCCACUCCUUGAUCUCACCCACCAACUCUCCCUCCGGGAACUUUCCAUCACCAUUUUGGUCACCCCUAAGAACCUCCCUACCCUGGCCCCUCUCCUCUCCGCCCACCCCUCCAUUCAUACCUUAAUUCUCCCCUUCCCUCCCCACCCUAAACUACCCCCAGGCGUCGAGAACGUCAGGGACAUCGGCAACGCCGGUAACUUACCCAUCAUCGGCGCCUUGGGCAUGCUGUACGACCCGCUUCUCCGCUGGUUCCAGUCCCACCCUUCUCCUCCCGUCGCCAUCCUCUCCGACUUCUUCCUCGGCUGGACCCUCCGCCUCGCUCAGCAGCUGCGCAUCCCCAGGAUCGCUUUCUUCUCGUCCGGUUCCUUUUUGGCAUCCGUCAUUGACUACUGUUGGCGCAACGUACGAACCGUUCCUUCUCUAUCGAUUGUUCACUUUCCCGAUCUUCCCCGGUCUCCGUCCUUCAAGCAGGAGCAUCUGCCCUCAGUGUUCCGCUUCUACAGAGAAUCCAACCCCGAGACGGAGUUCCUGAAGGAUGGCAUGCUCGCAAAUACCUCGAGUUGGGGUUGCAUCUUCAACAGCUUCGAAGACUUAGAAGGCCAGCACCUGGAUCACCUCAGGACCGUCAUGGGGCACCCGCGCGUCUUCGGUGUUGGCCCUUUGAGCUUAAGGGGAGUCAACGACAGAGCUGAUCGGGGCAACCCGAACCCAGAUUCAGAUACCCAUACGCUCACGUGGCUUGAUGGGUGCCCCGACGGAUCCGUUCUUUACGUCUGCUUUGGAAGCCAGAAGCUGCUGAAUAAACAGCAGAUGGAGGCCUUGGCUUCGGGGCUCCAAAAGAGCGGGACCAGAUUCGUCUGGGUAGUGAAAGCGGGCACGAUAGAACAGGUGGCGGACGGGUACGGCGUCGUUCCGGAUGGAUUCGAGAAAGGCGUGGCAGGAAGGGGUUUGAUAAUAAAGGGAUGGGCAGCGCAGGUAAAGAUACUGAGUCACAGAGCAGUGGGAGGGUUUCUGAGUCACUGCGGGUGGAACUCGGUACUGGAAGGGAUAGUUGGGGGGGCGAUGAUCCUGGGAUGGCCCAUGGAGGCGGACCAGUACGUGAACGCGAGGAUACUGGUGGAGGACAUGGGCGUGGCGGUGAGGGUAUGCGAGGGAGUGGACUCGGUGCCUGACCCGGCCGAGUUGGGAAGGGUGAUUGCGGAGUCAAUGAGCGGGGAUAGCACUGAAAAGGCAAGGGCUAGGGUGCUGAGGGAGAAGGCGUUUGAAGCAGUGGGGGAUGGAGGGAGCUCUUCCAGGGAUUUCGAUCGUCUUGUCAAAGAGUUAAGCCAGCUGUAGCAUUUUCCUACAA